Messenger RNA from Diorhabda sublineata, 5926 nucleotides. Its product is annotated as ATP-dependent helicase brm-like. NCBI's taxonomy places the organism in Eukaryota, Metazoa, Arthropoda, Insecta, Coleoptera, Chrysomelidae. Gene Ontology annotation, cellular component: nucleus. The record is from RefSeq and is a predicted model, not a curated record. Bases 530 to 5119 code for a protein of 1529 amino acids. Gene Ontology annotation, biological process: positive regulation of transcription by RNA polymerase II. The transcript is spliced from 17 exons. Gene Ontology annotation, molecular function: DNA binding; histone binding; transcription factor binding.
GACAUUUUUAAUGAGCGGUGAUCGGAAUACAUUAUCUAAAAUCAAUUAAAACUUCGAUCCAAAAAUUCUUGGAUUUUAGAAAUGCUGAAUUUUACGCUUCUAAAGUAAAAGAGCACGAUUUCAUUUUAAUAACAAAAAUAAAAUAUUUAAAUAAAAUGUAUUUUCGUACAAAUUGCAAUUUUCAGAUAUAUUCCAUUUCGUAGAUUUUCUCGUGGAAACUAGCCUUAAUAUAGAACGCCAAUAUAAAACGUCAUUGUAAUGUCAACUAAUCAACUCAAAUAAUACUUAUACUAGAUAUAUAAUAUACUAGAAAAUAUUCGGGAUAGUUGUUUCUUUUCCUCAUAAAUGUUACAUAUAUUAGUUUCAUGUGAAGAAUUCGUUCUAGAAUCGAAUCUCUAACGAAAAUGGUAAUAUUGAAGAUAAGAAUGACUCCAGCGUAACCUUAGAGUUUGUUCUACUGUAACAAGCUUUCUUGAUUGUUGAGUUUAUUUUAGAGAGUAAAGCUUGUUAGCUGUAUUAUAUAAGCAAUAUGGCAAGUCCAUCACCUCAAAACAGCCCCAUGCCCCCACCACAAGCUCCCAGUCCUAUGGGACCACCUCCCUCUCAAAGUCCAGCACCACCUUCUCCAGUUUCUCAACCUCAGUACCAAGGAGGUCCGCCACAACCUACCGGAUAUCCAAACCAAUAUCCAGGGCAUUCUCAAAUGCCUCCCAACUCGGAACAUCCGCCUAUGCAUGGACCACCACAUCAUCAGUACCCACAGGGUUAUCCACAACAAACGCCACCACCACCAUCUCAGAAUCAUCCUGGACAUGGGCCACCACAAGGACAUGCACCUCCACAAGGUCAUGGUCCACCACAAGGGCAUAUUCCUCCUCAGGGACAUGUCCCACCUCAAGGACAUGUACCACCUCAAGGACAUGCGCCACCUCAAGGACAUGCGCCACCUCAAGGACAUGCGCCUCCACAAGGUCAUGUACCUCCACCAGGACAUAUACCUCCUCCAGGGCAUGUACCACCUGGACAUCAGACCCAUCCACAACCUCCUGGACAUAUUCCUCCUUCUGGUGGAAUGCAUCCUGGUCAUUAUCCUGGUGGUCAUCCAAUGCCACAAGGCCCUCCAAAUCAGCCAGGACAACCACUUCAAGGUAGAAAUGCGGAUAAUUUACAUGCUUUACAAAAAGCUAUUGAUACUAUGGAAGAAAAAGGCUUACAGGAUGAUCAGAGAUAUUCACAGUUACUUGCAUUACGGGCUAGAUCAAAUCCGGGAAGUGGUAAUGGUGUUUUAACAACGUUACAAAUGAAUCAGUUAAGAAAUCAAAUAAUGGCAUACAGAUAUUUGGCAAGAAAUCAGCCUAUACCGCAUUCUAUAAUGUUAGGAUUACAAGGUAAGAGACCUGACGGGUCACCUCAGUUUCCAACACCCCCUUCUAGCCCAUUUCAGCCACAAGCAGGAAGUACAGCACCGACUGGAGAGCAACCACCAGUGUCCGGAGACAAUACUGUAGAAGGUGCUCCUUCAGUUCCUGGUGGGACACAAGGUGCCCAAAAUAGUUCGAACCAGCAAAGAGCACAAAACAGUCAGUUGGUUCCUAAUAAGCAGACACGUUUUACUACAAUGCCCAAACCAAGUGGAAUUGAUCCGCUGGUCUUGCUUCAAGAAAGAGAGAGCAGAGUUGCUUUUAGAAUAGCUGCUAGAAUAGAACAAGUUAGCAAUCUACCCAGCAAUCUCUCAGAAAAAGUGAAAAUGCAAGCUCAAAUAGAACUUAGAGCUUUGAGGUGCCUGAACUUCCAAAGACAAUUAAGAAGUGAGAUAUUGAAUUGCAUAAGGAGGGAUGUCACAUUGGAAACGGCAGUUAAUUUCAAAACAUAUAAAAGAACAAAACGCCAAGGACUAAGAGAAUCAAGAGCAACAGAGAAAUUAGAAAAGCAGCAGAAAUUGGAGGCAGAAAGGAAGAGAAGGCAAAAGAAUCAAGAAUUUUUGAAUGCCGUGUUAAAUAAUGGCAAAGAAUUUAAAGAGUUCCACAAACAGAAUCAAGCUAAGCUGGCUAAAAUUAACAAAGCUGUUAUUAACUAUCAUGCUAAUGCUGAAAGAGAACAAAAGAAAGAAGCCGAGAGGAGAGAGAAAGAGCGUAUGUUGAGAUUGAUGGCCGAAGAUGAAGAAGGUUACAGAAAAUUAAUUGAUCAAAAGAAAGACAAACGUCUUGCAUUUUUAUUGUCACAAACCGAUGAAUAUAUAACUAAUCUCACAGAAAUGGUAAAACAGCACAAAUUAGAUCAAGCAAAUAAGAAAAAGGAAGAAGAAAAGCGAAAAAAGAAACAACAAAGGAUGCAACAACCUGAUAGAAGAGUGACAGUUUUAGAAACUGCAACCGGUAAAAAAUUAUCAAGAGAAGCUGCCCCUACUUUCAGACAAGUACAAGAAUGGUUGCAACAACAUCCAGGCUGGGAAAUGGUUGAUACAGAUGAUGAAGAUGAAGAUGGCGAGAAGAGAGAUGAUGAAACAUAUGAUGAAAAUAAGGAUGUUGAUGCUAAGGAAGUUAUUAAAAAAGCUAAGGCAGAAGACGAUGAAUAUCAUAAGAACACUAAAGAAGAACAAACUUACUAUAGUAUCGCCCACACUGUUCAUGAAGUGGUAACGGAACAGGCAUCUAUUAUGGUAAAUGGUCAACUAAAAGAAUACCAAAUCAAGGGUUUGGAAUGGAUGGUUUCAUUGUAUAACAACAAUCUAAAUGGAAUAUUGGCAGAUGAAAUGGGUUUGGGAAAAACUAUACAGACUAUUGGUUUAUUGACACACUUGAUGGAAAAAAAGAAAUUGAAUGGUCCCUUUUUGAUUAUAGUACCUUUGUCCACACUUUCGAAUUGGAUGCUAGAAUUCCAAAAAUGGGCACCAUCUGUUGUUGUAAUAUCUUACAAAGGCUCCCCAGGUAUGAGAAAAGUAAUCCAGAGUCAAUUGAAAGCAGCUAAGUUUAAUGUUCUGUUAACCACCUAUGAAUACAUCAUCAAAGACAAAAGUGUCUUGGCAAAGAUACCUUUCAAAUAUAUGAUCAUAGAUGAAGGUCAUCGUAUGAAAAAUCAUCAUUGUAAAUUGACACAAGUUUUGAAUACCCAUUAUUUAGCCCCAUACAGAUUACUUUUAACUGGUACUCCACUACAAAAUAAAUUGCCAGAAUUAUGGGCUUUACUUAAUUUUUUGUUGCCUUCUAUAUUCAAAAGUUGUUCUACAUUCGAACAAUGGUUCAACGCUCCUUUUGCAACUACAGGAGAAAAGGUUGAGUUGAACGAGGAAGAAACUAUUCUGAUCAUUCGACGUCUUCACAAAGUUCUUAGACCGUUUCUAUUGAGACGGUUGAAAAAAGAAGUAGAGUCACAGCUUCCCGAUAAAGUGGAAUAUAUAAUAAAAUGUGACAUGUCUGGUUUGCAAAAAGUGCUAUAUCUACAUAUGCAGACAAAAGGUGUGUUACUUACUGAUGGAUCAGAGAAAGGUUCUAAAGGUAGAGGCUCAAAGGCUCUCAUGAAUACCAUUAUGCAACUGAGAAAAUUGUGUAAUCAUCCAUUCAUGUUUCCUAAUAUCGAAGAGAAAUACUGUGAUCAUGUCGGUAUCGCCGGUGGUGUUGUUUCUGGCCCUGACACUUACAGAGUAUCAGGAAAAUUUGAAUUGUUGGAUAGAAUUUUACCCAAAUUAAAAGCUACGAAUCACCGAGUGCUACUUUUCUGUCAGAUGACUCAAUUAAUGACCAUAAUGGAAGAUUAUUUCAAUUGGAGAGGCUUCAAAUACCUUCGAUUAGAUGGUACUGUAAAAGCGGAAGAUCGAGCUGAUCUUCUUACUAAAUUCAAUGAUAAAAACAGCGAAUAUUUCUUGUUCUUAUUAUCUACGAGAGCCGGUGGCUUAGGUUUGAAUUUGCAAAGUGCAGAUACAGUCAUUAUAUUCGAUUCCGAUUGGAAUCCACAUCAGGAUUUACAAGCCCAAGAUCGUGCCCAUCGUAUAGGUCAACAAAACGAAGUUAGAGUUUUGCGUUUGAUGACAGUUAACUCUGUAGAAGAACGUAUAUUGGCCGCCGCCAAAUAUAAACUUACUAUGGACGAAAAAGUUAUUCAAGCCGGUAUGUUCGAUCAAAAAUCGACGGGAUCCGAACGACAACAGUUUCUACAAAGUAUUUUACACAAUGAUGGUAGUGACGAAGAAGAGGAAAACGAAGUGCCAGACGAUGAAACAGUGAACCAAAUGAUAGCAAGAACCGAAGAGGAGUUCCAGUUGUUCCAAAAAAUGGAUUUGGAAAGGAAGGAAGAAGAGGAAAAGUUGGGCGUGCACAAGAAAUCUCGUUUAAUACAAGAAAGUGAACUUCCCGAUUGGUUAACGAAACCUGACGAUGACGAAAGUAAUUGGGGAGAUGAUUAUACCGAAGUAUUAUUGGGAAGAGGAACACGACAAAGGAAAGAAGUCGAUUAUGCUGAUAGUUUAACAGAAAAAGAAUGGCUAAAAGCUAUCGACGAAGACGGCGAUUACGAUGAUGACGAAGAAGAGGAGAAAGAAUUGAAAAAGAAGAGAGGUAGAAAGAGGAAAAAGCGAGACGAUUCAGAUGACGAAGGGACGAGUAGUACAAGGAGACGUAAACUACCUCAAAGCCAAAUUGAAGCUAGGUUGAAGAGAAAGAUGAGAAAAUUAAUGAACAUCGUUACCAAUUACAAAGAUAGGGACGGUCGACAAUUAAGUGAUCAAUUCAUAAAACUUCCACCAAGAAAAGAAUAUCCAGACUAUUACACAAUCAUUAAAAAGCCAAUGGAUAUAACAAAAAUUUUGAAUUUCAUAGAAGAUGGAAAGUAUUCCGAUUUCUCCGAUUUGGAACGCGAUUUUAUGUUGCUUUGUCAAAAUGCUCAGAUUUAUAAUGAAGAAGCGUCUAUGAUCCACGAAGAUAGUAUCGUUUUGCAAUCUGUGUUUUCUAGUGCAAAACAAAAAGUAGAAGCGUCUGCUGAUUCGGACGACGAUAAAGAUGAAAACAAUUCCGACAGUGAAAUUAAUAAGAGCAAAAACAAACCAGUUAAAGGUAAAAGACGACCCGGAAGACCAAGAAGAAUAGUCAAGAAAUACGUUUCUGACGACGACGACGAUGAUGACUGAAAAUAUACUUAGAAGAAUAGUUGAAUAUGUGCACACGUAGUUAAAAGGAUUAUUACCUGAAAUAGAUGAAUAUUGCAUUGUUCAUAAAGUACUUUAUUUUCUAUUUUUUUUUUUUAACGAAGGAUGGAUUAUUUGAUUUUGUGUUAAGGAAAAACAUCUUAGUUUCAAAUCAUUAAUUUCUUUUCUUGCAUUCUCUCGAAAUACUUUGUUAUUUGGCAAUUCUAUUAUUAAAAUAAAACUCUUAUUUUAAUCAAUGUAAUUUUUAUCAAAGUUGGCAAUUUCCACAAUAAUUUUAUUCAAUAAAAAAAAUACUUUUGAUUAACUAAUUUUAAUUAUAAUUUUUUUCAAUUUAAAUGCAAAUUCUAUUUGUUUAGUGUCAAAUAACCAAUGUUUGUUCUUUCUUUAGCUCCAUAAGUUAAAUGGCCACUUCAAGCAUCUGUUUUGAGACAUAAAAAAAUAAUUUCAACUAGAAUGAUUUAUUUUUACUUUUUUUCGGGAUUUUUUGAAAACUGAUGACUAUAAAAAAUUAAUAUCAUUUUCACACAUUCAAUUUGAAUAAGGAUUUUUUUUAGUGUUAAAUAAAUGAUGUGUACAUUAUUUAUAUUGAAUUUUAAACAAAUAAUUAGCCGCUUCACUCAAUUAUCUAGAUGUUUUCUCUUUAUUUGUAAAAAUAUACGUAUUAAAAGAAAUAAAUGUACUCUAAUAAGUAUCAACUUGAAAAUAAUUUAAUUUAUCGCAUUAUAUACAGGGAUAUACUAUUUUGUGAUUAAGGUUUAGAACAAGAAAUAAAUCGCUGUAUGCAACAAA